Pezoporus occidentalis (night parrot) is the source of this 4967-nucleotide messenger RNA. Its product is annotated as protein FAM163A-like. The transcript is spliced from 2 exons. Lineage: Eukaryota; Metazoa; Chordata; Aves; Psittaciformes; Psittacidae. The coding region runs from base 1841 to 2335 and encodes 164 amino acids. The record is from RefSeq and is a predicted model, not a curated record.
GGCUUUUUUUUCCCCCCUUUGUUUUGUGUGUGAGAGCAGCUUGAGGAGGAAAUCCAAUGCGUGCCCGCCUUCUGGCUUUGCACAGGAACUUUCCAAGAGCUGAAAAUCAAUUUGUGGCAGGCAGGAUCCUGCAAAUCACUGCAGCAGGGUGAGGAGGGGGGUGAUUUGGGGAGGAUGGUGUGUCCCCAUGGUGCCCAACAGCACAUGCAAGAGCAAGGGGCCGGGGCAGAGUUGGGCAGGUCUUGUUUGGAAGCUGCCACCUCUCUCUCAAUUAGGGCUGCGUGGUAAGUGGGUAAUUAGAUCUCUUCGGCUGCAACCGGCUGGAACUUGGGCCCUAUCAAUUAGCCUUGCUCUGGAUGAUGCACAGAGGGACGCAGAGCCAGUAAUGAAAUGUGGUUAUGCCAGGCAUCACCCAAGGGUGGGGGUGGCAGGGGCGAUGGGUGCACCCACUUCUGGGGUGCAGGUCUCUCACUUUCACUGAAAUUGCAGGGUUUGGGUGUGGGGUUGUCCUUUCACGGCGGUUUGGGUUUACCCACCUUUGCAGCACCACCUUUCCUGCUGGUCUCCCUAAAACCAGCAACUUAUUCAGCUCCGCUGCAGGAACAGAGGUGGCACCAGUGGAGAUGGGGACAUUGGGCAUCCUCCUUGAGCUGACGGUGGGUUUUUCUCCUUGUCCUCUCUCCCAGGUCUGCCAGCGUCUCCCUGUGGCCAUGCACCGCUGCCUGUCCCAGCCGGCUGUCCUGGGGCCAGUGUAUCCGUAACGCCCUGCCUGUCAUUUCCCAGGUGCCUGCGGGGUGGCAAGGGGGUGCUGGGGAGAGCCCGUUUCCCAGCGGCACCUAAAACAUCAGCUGCUUGCACGGUGAUGCAUCUGCCUCCCCAUAAUUAAUUUUAAAGAGGAAAAGGCAAAGUGCUGACUAAGCCAGGCCUUUGCCCUGUAAAGCUGCGUGAUUCAGGAGCUGCUGAUGGCACAGCCUUGUCCUGUGCAGUAUUUCUCUGAGGUUGGGAAAUGCCUCCUUUCCCUGCUCCAAAUUAAAGAAACCGUAAUAUUUACCAUCAUUAUCAUCUGCAGGACCCAAAAAUAUUUUUGCACCGUGCAGGAUCCCAGGGGCACAUGCUGAGCCCCAUCCCCAUGGGACACAGCGUGAAGCAGUGCUUCCUUCCCCCGGGUCCCAAAUCAAGACAAAUUCUCAGGAGGCAGGAAAACACGGGCAGGUGAAGGGGCACUGUCAGGCCACUGCUAACCUCUCCCUCCAUUUCUUACAGGUCUAACGUCUCCGUUCCUGAACAUAAGUAGCCUCCAGGUGCCAUGGCACAGGGAUGGUGGUGGGAGCUGCUUGGCUCAUGCCAAGCCCAUGUUAGACCCAUUGGUGCCUGGCAGGCAGCCGGGGUGUGUUUUUUCAGCUCAGAUUGCCACAGUUGUAGAGUUCAAAGCCUCCCCUCUGGCUUUUCCUGGUGGAAACCCAGGUUUGCCUCUGUGUUUUAAAGCAGAAGCUGUAUUCUCUGCCGACAGGGUGGAAAUCAGUCCUUUCAGCUCAGCAAGGGAGGAGGCUCUGUGGGUGGACCGCGGGUGUUUCCCAAAGACCCCAAGCCAGAGGCAGUGAUAACAGUGAGGGGCCAUGAGGCUGCAUCUCAGGUGUCUUCUUGCUAAGAGGAGAAUGAUGUUAGGUGAUUGACAGUUUUUUGGUUGGGGCGGGAGGAACAAGAAUGUGAUAUUUUGGGAUGCCUCAUGAGUGUCAUGUCUGUGAUAUGAUGAUGAAGCCAUGGUAGAUGACUUUCAUCUUCUGGGGUGACGCAUGUCCCUGUGGCCCUGCCUUGCAGAGUUUGAUGGAGAAUCGGUCGGAUGACAGCAGGAACUGUUGUUAUCACCGGGGGAAUCCUAGCGACAGUGAUCCUACUGUGCAUCAUUGCCGUGCUCUGCUACUGUAGGCUACAGUACUAUUGCUGCAAGAAAGAUGACUCUGAUGAGGAAGAGGAGGAGGAGGAGGACGAAGAGGAAGAGCCAGACCUUCCCACACACUCGCACCUCGGCAUGUGCAAUGCCUGCAGCUCCCACAUGGUGGACGGCCAGGGAAGCCCUGCGCCCCCCGCCAGCGAGCUCAACCAGCACGGGGCUCACAACUACUGCCCGACCUGCUCCCCCUACGGCUCCCCCUUUUACAUCCGGACUGCCGACAUGGUGCGCAACGGGGGCGAGAGGGUCACCUACACCCCUGCAUGCUACAAGGAGAUGGGGCCGCCCAUUAACAUGGGCACCCUGCAGAGCUACCUGGUGAGCCGCCACAGCCUCCUCCGCGAGAGCUUCCCGAACCCACGGGCUAUCAGCACGGAGGUGUAGUCACCAUUGCCACUAGCACAGGGUGUUCCCAGACGGCACCUGCUCGAGGGAAGGGGCUUUUCACUUGUCUUUGGAGGGGGGUUUCUGCAGAAAAGACCCCAUAAGUCCAGCCCGAGACCAGCAUGGUCCUCCUGCUGAACCGCCCAGCGCAGCUGAGCUUUUUGGGCAAGAAGACAAGAGAGACCUCAAAUGACAACAUUGAACCGGUCACCUCCGAAUCCAUCAUAAGUGUCAUUAUUAUUCUACUCUAUCUCCUGAGGGGACUUGUCUAAUGAGGGCUAUGUACAGUACAACCUAAUUUAAUUACCCCAGGCUCCCCAACUCCCCAGGCCUAGAGUGAGGCAUUGGGUGUCCCCACACAGCCACCCGAGGCGAUGCCCACCACCUCUAGCACACAGAGUGAUACGUGACCCCCCACCAGCUGCUGCCCGUGGCAAAUCCUACUGCUGAGCUGGGAACAGCAGCACUCCUGGCCGAUGGGAAAGCAAAGAAGGGAAGAUCCAGAUCAUUCUGCUCCCCUUGUACUGAGUUAGUUGCCGCUAGCAGUUAGCUUUCAAUGUAAGAUAGGACACCUUCUACCACCCGCUCCGGUCUUUGCACAUUCUGAAGAAGUUCAAGACAGAGUUUAUAUCACUGCCGAGGGAAGCAAAGUUGCUCACAAAACCAUUCACCCACACAAGUGGUCACAGGAUGAUCUUUCUGCAGCCAAAGUCCCACCCUCUUUCACUCUUCACAAGCUUUUUUAGGAGUGAUUUUAACUUGGACCCAUAAAAACAGCAAGAUUUCACUUAUGGGAAGAAUUGCAUCCCUAAAUAACUGCAGUUUUGGUCAUCUUCAGCUUUCAAAGACCUAGCCAGGCCACCCUGACAGCUCCGGACAGCCACAGGAAGGUUGGCUUUAGGAUGGCUUUUGCUUUCAACAUCAACAACAGAGACCACCAGGUCACAUCUCCUCCUCUGAGGGGCCCACAACCUGCAAUGGGAAAGACGUGAUGUUCCAUUGGUCAGGAUCCCCUCUUCUGCUUUUGGAAGAAGAGGGUGCAAGACCCAAACUCGGGUUCACCGGCUCUGUGGCUGGUAAUGACAGCCAGUGACUCUGCCUUUCUGCAAAAAAUGAAUGUGGGAAAGUUCCUUCUUCCUCCAUAAAUCAGAUUAGGUGAAAAAUUACUAAAAGGACAUCUCCAUCAUUCACAGGCACUUCCGUAGCAACUGGUGCAGAACUGCUCAGCUGAGCAAUUCACAGUCAAUGCGGAAGGACCAGGACAGCAACAAUUCCCACAGCCCUGCAGAUGCUGCUGGAGGCAGUGAUAGGAAAUGCUUGCCAUGCCUUUGCAAUAUAGGGUACCACUGCUCAGAAAUUUGAGUGGUGGGUUGUUUUUUUUCACCACAGCAAUUUAGAAAUCAUCCUGCUGCUCACAGAAGGAUUUGGACUUAACCUCCCUGUUCAUGCACAGAAAAAGUAUAAGUCUUAGCAUAGAGGCGUGCACUACAUGAGUCUUGGAAUGUCUACGUUAUCAGGCAAAAGGCUAAUUUACACUUUGGGCCUGCCCAUGCCUUGGCACCUCUGCACCAACUACCCAAAGGAAGGAGACAAGACGAAUGCCAAAUGUGGUGACAGUCGUAGUAACCGAACACCUUGCCCCAGCCUGCAUUUUACACAGCCUUUUGUGCAAACUUUAUGCAUCAUCUUCCCCACCUCCAGCCCAGAAAGUCAUUGUAUUUCCAUUAUUCUGAGACUCAGCCUAACUGCAGUGCUUUUAGAGUCUCCUUCCAUUCUCCAAAUAGUGAUACCAGGUUUUAAAUGUCCUCUCACAUUAAGGGCAGGCAGGCAGGCAGACCAAAGUUAUCACCUACAAAGCUGUCUGGAUCCCACUGGGCAACAGUCCAUGCUUCCCAUCCAGCCAGUACUCCUCCCUGAAAACAAAGUCUGUAACUGGAAAAAAUAUCUUGACUAAGUCGGUAAAUGCCAUCGUUUUCCACUAGAGCAUCUGUUCAACUAGGUCUCAUCCUGCUGGAAGCCACGAGAAGUUAGUAUGUCCCAGCGUGAUCUGCGGGCUGCCACCUGCAAAGCUCCACCAGACAGCCCUGAAAUGCCGUUGCCUCAAAGGGCACAGAGCCAGCUCACAGGCACAGUGGCUCCUGACAUCCAACUCUACCUUUUGGCACGCAGCAAGGCUUCCCACCGCAACGACAGCACGUGCUGGGCUGCGACCAUCGGAGGGUGGGAAUAACACCGGGGCUUUUGCUUCUGUGGGUCACGCUUCUGGUGAAAACAACCGCAUCAUCCUCACAUGCACAUUAAGCGUGACCCGUCACUGGCUAACGAGGUGCCAAGGCUGGCAGGGCAGUUCCAGAAUAGCUGGAUAGCCAAGAGGGUUAGCCUCACAGGCAACACAACACCCUGGGUCUGGCACUGCUACAGGGAAACGGGUGAGUCUGAAAGGGCUGGAAACAUAGGAAAUGUAGCUGUGGGUUCGAAGGUUUGGAGGAUGGUGGAGGAACAGGAUGGGGUAGAGGCAGGGAUCCCAGAUUUUUUCAACUUCAGAUUCCUCCUGGUAUUAUUCUGUGUCUUUGUUGCUCAGCUAUGGGUCCAAAUUCAAUGUCAGAAAUAAAUGAGGACUUUGAAAUACAAA